Messenger RNA from Jatropha curcas, 783 nucleotides. Its product is annotated as Got1/Sft2-like vescicle transport protein family. NCBI's taxonomy places the organism in Eukaryota, Viridiplantae, Streptophyta, Magnoliopsida, Malpighiales, Euphorbiaceae. Gene Ontology annotation, cellular component: membrane. The record is from RefSeq and is a predicted model, not a curated record. Gene Ontology annotation, biological process: vesicle-mediated transport.
GCAAUUAAUUCUAAUUUCUCAGAUCCAAAUCGAAUUCGAGGGAGAAAGAGAGAGAGGAAAAUGGAGAAGAUGAACCAGGCAUUUGAGAAGAUGAAGAUGCUUGUUGGAAUGGAAGUGGACGACGAGGACCUAGCCGCUGCAGAGGACAGCAGUUCCUUCUCUUUAUUGGACGACUUCAAUCGCAACUGCACUCUCUCCACUAAACAGAGGCUUUACGGUUUCGUCAUCUGCUUUGUUUCUGGCUUAGCUUGUACACUUUUGUCAAUGCUGGUUUUUUUCAAUCCAAUUAAGUUUGGCAUUGCAUUCACAUUUGGCAAUUUGCUUUCACUUGGAAGCACAGCAUUUCUCAUAGGGCCAAAGCGUCAAGUGACUAUGAUGCUUGAUCCUGUUCGUAUAUAUGCAACUGCCCUAUAUCUUGCGAGUAUAAUCAUUGCCUUGUUCUGUGCACUAUAUGUCCAUAACAAACUUUUGACGCUUGUGGCAAUUAUUCUAGAAUUCAGUGCGCUAGUUUGGUAUAGCUUGAGCUACAUUCCCUUUGCAAGGUCCAUGGUUUCGAAGGUCGUGUUAGCUUGCUUUGACACUGAAUUUUAGGUUGCUAUACACUCUCAGUAGAGAACAACGGAUGUAUUAAUUGUUGAGCAUAAUUCGACAUAUAUGUAAUCAAAUUUUCUGCAGGUGUAUUCUAGGCUAGUCCAUCGUAGUUGUAUGUAAAAAUUUGACAUGGGUACAUGAUAGAAAUAUACGAAUGGUCAGAAAGUUACAUGGUUGUGACAUUACCGUCAA